GGGAGCAACAGCAGCUGUCACAGCCUCACACUGACCAACCGCCGAGGACACUCAGAUCGGCGGCAGCUCCAACAGGCCUACAGCUCCAACACCGAGAGCAGCGACGCCGGAAGUGAGGGGACCGGAAGUAGCGUUGUCCGUAGCCCUGGACGGCCUCUCUCUCCCUCAGUCUGGCCGGCCCAGCCACGUCUCGAUGGUGCCAGCGCGCUUCCCCCGAGGCCCCCUCCGCCCCGCUCCAGGAGGCGGGCCCCGCCCCUCCCGCUGCGGCCCCUAGCAACCACAUCCGGGACUCAGCCGGCGCUUUUGCCCGGAAGUAUAUAUUACAAAGCAUUCAAAGGCAAGUGAGAAUUCAAAGGCUCAGAGCAGCGCUAGAGAGCUUUUCACAGAGGCACUAUUUAGGAGAGAUAGAGGAUAUCGUCAAGUCCUAGAAGGGUUCUGCCAUUUUCUUCUCCAUCCUAAAGAGACUUGGAAAUUAAUCGGUAACAUUUUGCAUGAAAUUACUGGAUGCUUUUCGUCUUAUCUCUGAGGCCUUCUGUGGAGAAUUAAGAGGAGGUUGAAUGCACGCAUGGAUAAAAUGGAUCAUCUUAAAGGAUUGAAGUUCCAAAAAUACAUCAGCAGGACUGGACAGGUUUGACAUAAUGAGAUUUCUAUUUUAGCUUGACUUCCGGAACUCCGAAUAAACUAUAAACUGAGCUACACAAGGUCCUGGGGAGGCAGUUUCUCUUCUAAAAUAUUCUAGCUGCAGAUAACAUUUUUCUUAUUCAGAUCCUUUGAAGAAAUUAUUUACUCAUCCAUUUUCUGAGGAAUAAGACUAUUAGACACUUACCAACUUUUAAUAUGUGAAGUGGAAUAGAAAGCAGCAACUUGUAUCAUACUGGAAAAUAAAUUUUCAUCAAGAAACAGACCCAGAAAGAGAAGACAUCUCUACAUAAGCACAGGGUGAGAUGGCAGAGGCUCCUGUGGAUGCCUCAACUCUGCCCGUAACUGUGAAGAAAAAGAAAAGUCUAUCCAUUGAAGAAAAGAUCGACAUCAUAAAUGCAGUAGAAAGUGGUAAGAAAAAAGCAGAGAUUGCAGCUGAAUAUGGAAUAAAGAAAAAUUCAUUGUCUUCUAUUAUGAAGAAUAAAGACAAGGUUCUAGAAGCCUUUGAAUCUCUGAGAUUUGAUCCAAAGAGAAAAAGACUGAGAACUGCUUUUUACACAGAUCUGGAAGAGGCACUAAUGAGGUGGUAUCGAAUCGCCCAGUGUCUGAAUGUACCAGUUAAUGGUCCAAUGUUGCGUCUAAAAGCUAAUGAUUUUGCCCAGAAACUGGGACAUAAUGAUUUUAAGUGCAGCAAUGGUUGGCUGGAUCGCUUUAAAUCCAGGUAUGGUUUAGUAUUCAGAGCUCAACCUGUAGAAGCUACAGGUGUAUCAGUAGACCCUUCAGAUGUCUGGCACCAAAACAUACUUCCUUAUUAUUUAAAUGAUUAUCAUCCUAAAAAUGUUUUUAAUGUAAAAGAGACUGGGCUGCUUUAUCGAAUGUUGCCUACAAAUACAUUUGCAUUUAAAGGAGAAACAUGCUCAAUUGGCAAGUUAUGCAAAGACAGAAUAACUCUGGUGGUUGGGACAAACAUGGACGGCUCAGAGAAACUUCCUUUGCUUAUCAUCGGAAAGAACAGAAAUCCACAUUGUUUCAAAGGCAUAAAAUCAUUGCCUGUAUAUUAUGAAGCUAACAAAAUGGCACGGAUGACCUCAGUUGUAUUUGAACAAUGGAUGCGGAAGCUUGAUGAGAAAUUUCAAGCCCAGCAAAGAAGAGUGGUGAUUUUUGUUGAAUCGUUUCCUGCACAUCCAGAGGUAAAAAACCUAAAAUCCAUUGAGUUAGCAUUCUUUCCAUCAUGUUUAUCUUCCAAACUUAUAGCUAUGAAACAAGGUGUUAUUAAAAGCCUUAAAAUCAAAUAUCGACAUUGUCUCAUUAAGAAAUUUUUAAGCUCUGUUGAAGGCAGCAAAGAAUUUAUGUUUUCCCUGCUAGAUGCAGUUGAUACAUUGCAUCUCUGUUGGAGGGCUGUCACCCCAGAGACUAUUGUUAAGAGCUAUGAAGAGGCAGGAUUCAAAUCUCAAAAGGGAGAAAGUGACAAGACAAAUGCAGAGAUGGACACUGGUCUUGAUUUGGUUGCCCAUGCCCAGGCGGCAGGAGUGGAAUUUCCUGAAGGCUUAUCCAUAGAAGAGUAUGCUGCCCUGGAUGAUGAUUUGGAGACAUGUGAAGCAGCACCAGGUGGUGAUGCUGUGUGGACCAAAGAAAGUAAAUCAGAUGAAACUGGAUUUUAUACUUCUGACGAAGAGGAUGAUGGUGGAUCUCUGGGAACCGAACUCCCUUUACCAUCAAAAAAUGUGGCAAUAACCGCUUUAGAUACUCUGAAAAGUUUUCUUAGAAGUCAAGAUAUGAAUGAUGAGCUUCACAAUUCUUUAGCAGACCUUGAAAUUUUUAUUAACUCUUUAUCAUCUAAGUAGUUAUUUAUUGUACAACAUCUGAAGAUAAUAGCUUUUUGUAAUACAUUUUACUAUUUAAGGUAUGUAAAGGGAAAAUACUACUUAAACCUAAAAAAUGAAAAACCAGUGAUCUGGUUUAAUUGCAAAUGUCUUUAGUCUGAAGAGCAAAGUCCCCUAGGUAGAUUAAAUAAUGAGUAAGUAAAUAAAAAAUAUGAAUUUCAAUUUAGUAAGGUUUUGGGGAGCAGAAAAUGAAUUUCAGAGGCCUUGUACUUGAAACAUAUGGCAUAUAUGUCAAAAAUAAAAAGAACUCUCCAGCUGUUUGAUUCA
Molecule: messenger RNA, 2789 nt
Organism: Balaenoptera ricei (Rice's whale)
Lineage: Eukaryota; Metazoa; Chordata; Mammalia; Artiodactyla; Balaenopteridae
Gene: TIGD4
Product: tigger transposable element derived 4
Exons: 3
Coding region: 945-2483 (512 amino acids)
Cellular component (GO): nucleus
Molecular function (GO): DNA binding
Source: RefSeq, a predicted model, not a curated record